AUGAUCCAUGAAGCAAGGUUUAUGCAGCAAUUUCAUGAGGGCACAGCUCCCAUGAUGCAUGUUUAUGCUAUGUGUGCACUUGCUGCUAGGUUUUCCAACAACCCCGUCUUUCAUGGCAUCACCCGUGGCUCGCGGGGGAAAAUUUACAUCUCCGAAGCUGUGAAUCUCGCUCAACAGUCUAUCAUUACCCCAAGCCUAGAAUCAGUGCAAGGCCUGGUCUUGAUUGGCUACUUCUACGGCGGAGAAGGUGACACGAAAGCAAAGCAUGUGUAUAUUGGUAUCGCUAGGUUACAUGCAGAAACCUUGUCGCUCUGGGCUGUGCCCCAGGAUCGCAGUCCCCUAUGUCAAGAGGAAUAUCGUCGCACAUUGCUUUCCGUGAAUAUCGGCAGUGCUUGGUCAGCAACAGAUAUAUCAAUCGAACCUAUAACAUUAAAUCGCGGCCCAAACGUCAAAAUUCUCGAAUUUGACGAUGCGGCUUUCCAAAGUCUCGACCCAGAGCUGGUACAAGGAACAUCACUUUUCCCUCCACCCACAUACAAUAUGUGGGCUUGUAUGGCAAAGACACUCGACAUAUUUAACAAGACUAGUUUACUCCUGCAACGGAUGAGCCAAGGGUUGGUUGGUUUCGAUAAUUAUUGCCAGGAGGCGGCUGUAUUGGAAGUCCGCCUUGAUCAAUGGGAGGAAAAUCUACCCUCAAAUCUAACCUAUACCGCGGAAAACAUUAUGUGCUCUGUGAAGCACCGGCUUGGUCGGACGUUCCUGGCAAUGCAUAUUGGCUACCACCACUUUCGCCAAAUGCUAUUUUUCCCCUUUCUCGACGCACACAGGGAUAAAAAUACUACAAAGCUUGCAGAAAGGUCCACUCAAUGCAAACGAAGUGCAAAUAUCAUAUCAGAAAUUUUACGGCAUAGCACAGACAUCGAAGAUUGCGAUUUGAAUUGUUUCCUAUAUGGGCAUAUCGCUGUGAUCAGCUCAUGCGUUCACCUUCAUACUCUGCUCUUCGGUGAUAAUGCCGAGUCGCUUUCCAUCGCACGACAAUGGCUACUCCUGAACUUCAAAUAUUUAAUGGAUAUCAAAUCAUAUUGGCCCGUGGUUGAUCACUCUGUGGCACGCCUUCGCGAGUUCCAGAAUUGCUGCCGGGAUUCCAUAUCAGACCCAUUUGCCCUGGAUAACUGGAUGGCCCGUUUUCUGACCGAGCACUCUUCCUAUCUCUCCAGGCGCCAAACAGCCACGUUUCAGCCCUCUGGGUUGGGUCCAGGGAGUACCACAGCGCGCAGUUUGUAUGCAGAAUCUCACUUGUCUGACGUAGAGACUGGUUCUGAGGCAAAUGAUCUAUCCGAUUUGCUAUAUGAUCAACGAGUAACGAGCGAGGGUCUUGUCAAUAAUGCGAUUGACUGGUUGCUUGAAUGA
Molecule: messenger RNA, 1410 nt
Organism: Penicillium crustosum
Lineage: Eukaryota; Fungi; Ascomycota; Eurotiomycetes; Eurotiales; Aspergillaceae
Product: putative C6 transcription factor
Exons: 2
Coding region: 1-1410 (469 amino acids)
Biological process (GO): DNA-templated transcription
Cellular component (GO): nucleus
Molecular function (GO): zinc ion binding; DNA binding
Source: RefSeq, a predicted model, not a curated record